AUGGAAAACACAAGUAUUUAUUUGGGGAACAAUGAUCAGAACGAUGAAGUGUCAAUGGACUGUGCGAGUGAAAAUAGAGAAUCAGGCAAUGAAAAUCUUUUGUCCAAAACAUGUAUAAGAAAGAUAGAGCCCGAGAACACUCUGUUGUUAAAUGCUAAGCGAUCACAAAAUAGUGAAAAUUGCAGUGAGAAAUUGUUCCUUCAAAACGUUUAUGGUUUACAUAGUAAAAUUCCAAUGCAGAUCAUAAGCUUUGAUGAGAAAUAUGUUCUUCGUUGCCUUGACAUGAUACGCACAUAUGCCCUGAGAGCAGCAGCACAGAGUUUCGCUUCAAAAAUGGAAAUUUUGUCAGAUACCAACAGAAGUUCAUAUAAAAUAGCUAGAUUAGGCACUCAAUUUCCUUUGAUUGCAGAAACUGAAAAUACUGUCGUAAGCUCUACUAGUGACUGGAUUAUGAGCCAGGUGACUGGUAGCAAGAGUAUGAUGAACAUCUUGAAGAGCCCAUUACUUCACCAGUUUGGCACCUUAGAAAGUGAUGUCAGUUUUGGAAGAAGUAUACUUGAUGUCAGUCGAACAGUUUGUUCAGAAUCUGUGAAUUCUAGCUGUUCAGUGCAGAACGUACAAAAGGAGGUUACUGUUCUUGAUCGUGGAUAUGGAUCUGUACGUGCACAUAAAAGGCAUAUAUCCGUAUCAAGCACGAAUUCUACUUGUUCUGAUCAGACGUCUUCUUCUGUAUCUUCUGCGAUGUAUCAAGGAAUGCUGCAAAUUAUAUGGAAGGACGGGUUGCCACACCAUGUUUUCUCCAUAGAUGACAAGGAAGUCUAUGUAGCCAAUUUGUCAAAGGCCGAGUCACCAGAAGAUAGGGUUUUGGAUUAUGUUUACACGUUUCAUUCAAGUAAAAAAGGACACAAAGAAUGUGAUAUUCGUGAACAUGAGUUAGAACUUAUUGGGAAGAUGCGAGUUUCUACUUCAAUCACAUUCUGUUCAAACAACUCAGAAAUACAGGAAACUCAUUUUGUUCUCUCUGGUUUCAAUGGCAAUCCCAUAGGAGAGAUGCAGGCCUCAAGUAGUGCCCUGAGGAAGAAUAAGAGAUUGACAAGGAAGGUAGUGAAUGCUUUCAGGUCAAAGCAGAGAUCGUCUUCCAAAUUUGGGGGGACAAGUACCAUUUUUGAAGAGACUUCUUGGGAUUGGGACCCACUCCGAGAUAUGCAAAACAGUCUCGACCCAGAGGAUGGCACUGUAGAAAAUCAAUAUGUUGCAAAUCUUGAGUUGGCUGCCAUUGUUGUGAAAGACCAUGUUUGCAACAAUCGUAAGGAGGCAGGAGUUGGUGGAUGGGGUUUGAAGUUUCUGAAAAAAACAAGAAAUAAUCCAUCUCUAGAGACCUCAAUACCUUUUGAAUUUUGUCCACGAAACAGUGGUGAAUGCUCAACAAGCAUGAACAUUCUCGUACCGGCUGGUUUUCACGGGGGACCAAGAACUAGGAUUGGUGGUCCUUCAACUCUUAUUGAUAGGUGGAUCUCUGGUGGGUGCUGUGACUGUGGGGGGUGGGAUAUAGGGUGCCCGCUAACAGUACUCGAUGCCAGGUCUAGAGGCGCUUAUGCGUCCUCCCAGGCAGAUAAUUUAGAAGAAUGCAAGUCGUAUGAUUUCUUUAUACAGGGUUCAAAGCAAAACACACCGAUCAUGAAAAUGCUACUGCAAUUAUUCAUUCUUGUAGCCCGUCUCUGCGAUCCAAAGUGUACAGGAGUUGAGGCAACAAAGUUCAGGUUACUUGGCUCUGAUGUAACAAAUAUAUCUGCUGCUGUAUUCCGGACAUGUGAUUUCUGCUCGACUUCUUCAUCACCAAACUUGGAAGGACUGGAACUCUAG
Fraxinus pennsylvanica is the source of this 1863-nucleotide messenger RNA. The record is from the annotation of a GenBank genome assembly. Lineage: Eukaryota; Viridiplantae; Streptophyta; Magnoliopsida; Lamiales; Oleaceae.